Messenger RNA from Fusarium subglutinans, 555 nucleotides. RefSeq names its product preli msf1. Gene Ontology annotation, biological process: phospholipid transport. The transcript has a single exon. Bases 1 to 555 code for a protein of 184 amino acids. Gene Ontology annotation, cellular component: mitochondrial intermembrane space. The record is from RefSeq and is a predicted model, not a curated record. Gene Ontology annotation, molecular function: phosphatidic acid transfer activity. Lineage: Eukaryota; Fungi; Ascomycota; Sordariomycetes; Hypocreales; Nectriaceae.
AUGAAGGUCUUCAGCAACAAGGUCACAUACAACUACUCCUGGGACGAGGUGUCCACAGCAAACUGGACAAAGUACGGCCCCUGGAACAACAAGUCUGAGCAUGUCAUUGCCGUCGACACCCUCUCCCGCGAAGUCGAUCCCGCGACCGGUAUUCUUCGCACCGAGCGUCUGAUUACCUGCAAGCAAACCGUGCCAGAUUGGAUCAAGACUAUCAUUGGUGGCACUGGCGACGAGAGCUUCAUGUACGAGGCUAGCUACGUCGACCCCAUCAAUAAGACCGUUACAAUGGUUAGCCAGAACCUGACGUGGAGCAACCUCGUCAACGUCCAGGAGGAGGUCGUUUACAAGCCCCUUGGCGACCACCAAACACAGUUCAUCCAGAACGCCAACAUCACAGCUCUCUGCGGUGGCUGGCAGCGAAUCAAGAACAGCAUCGAAGACACCAUGGUGUCCCGCUUCCGCGAGAACGCUGUCAAGGGCCGUGAGGGCUUCGAGCGCGUUCUGAUGAUGAGUCGCAAGGCUUUCGCCGAGGAGAAGGCGCGCCAGAUUCUAUGA